AUGCAUACAUCAACUGUCAAGCUGUAUGAGGCCCUUGUUGGUGGAACUAUCAUCACGCCAGUUAUGGGAUAUGUAAUCAAGGACAUGCAAGAAUGGAUGCAAGUACACGAAAUAAAUCAACCAAGUCUACAGCAUGUGUAUGCUCGUGCCAGUACUACGGUACAAUCUACAUCUAAACCAUUUAUUUCUGGUAGUGUAGUGUAUGGACUAGUUAUUGGUGCGGCUUUGGUUGCUAUCGCGGCAGUUUUGGCAUUUGUAGCAAUACGACCCAAAACUACAGCCAAAGCAACAACGCAAAGUCAUAACCACACAGAAGUUCCAUCACCCGUUGACGCACCACUCCAACCCGACUCGGAAACAUACACUGGGAAAUGCAAAGAAAGGAUGACAAUAACUCCUACGGAUGAGAUCGAGAUGAUGGAAAUGAACUUUGAACCAGCGAGUAGUCAAGUGGAUUAUUCCAAGCCGUGUAGUUCUUACUCUUAA
Molecule: messenger RNA, 486 nt
Organism: Batrachochytrium dendrobatidis JAM81
Lineage: Eukaryota; Fungi; Chytridiomycota; Chytridiomycetes; Rhizophydiales
Exons: 2
Coding region: 1-486 (161 amino acids)
Source: RefSeq, a predicted model, not a curated record